AUGAGGGCAGGGUGCCCAGAGGGCAGGCUGCUAUCUCCUUCUGCCAGCUUUCUCUGGUCUUCACCACAGCUGAGGGGCGUUUCUGCUGCAGCCUGCCCCUCCCUCUCCACCUUCUGGGUGGGGACUCGAGCUCAGAGCGCGCCCUCUGGUAGACUUGGCAGCCCAGUGCGGAACGAGGGCGCCUGGGGUCCUGCGCCCCGCGCCGUGAGGUUCCCCCACCGGCUCCAUCAGCGGCGCCUGCGGCCUCCCCUCUCACCUGCGUGUGGCCCCCGGCUGCCCCCUACCCCAAGUCCCCGGCCCCCGCGGGUCCAAGCUGGCAAGAUGGGGCCGGUGUCCCGUGAGGAAAAGCCCAACCCGCUGCAGGACGCGAACUUCUGCUCCCGGCUGUUUUCCUGGUGGCUAAACCCCUUGUUUAAAAUUGGUUAUGAACGGAAAUUAAAACAAGAUGACUUGUACACAGUGCUUCCAGAAGAUCGCUCCCAGCAUCUUGGAGAAGAGCUGCAAGGGUACUGGAAUCAAGAAGUUUCGAGAGCCAAGAAAGACGCACGGGAGCCCUCUUUAAUGAAAGCAAUCGUCAAGUGUUACUGGAAAUUCUAUUUCGUUUUGGGGCUACUUAUGUUUCUCGAGGAGGGCACCAAGGUAGUUCUGCCCAUGUUUUUGGGGAAAAUGAUUAGUUAUGUUGAAAACUAUGAUCCUGCCAAUUCUGCCGCUUUGCACGAAGCCUACGGCUACGCGGCAGGGCUGAGCGCCUGCGUGCUCGUGUGGGCCGUUCUGCACCACUUGUGCUUCUAUCACAUGCAGCGCGUGGGGAUGCGGCUGAGAGUAGCCGUGUGCCGCAUGAUCUACCGCAAGUCACUUCGCCUGAGUAGUUCAGUCAUGGGGAAGACCACCACAGGCAAGAUAGUCAACCUGCUGUCCAACGAUGUGAACAGGUUUGAUCAGGUUACGAUGUUCUUGCACUAUCUGUGGGUGGGGCCACUGCAGGCCAUCGCAGUGACUGCCCUGCUCUGGAUGGAAAUAGGAAUAUCUUGUCUUGCUGGGAUGGCGGUUCUCAUUAUUCUUCUGCUUUUGCAAAGCUGUAUUGGAAAUUCAUUUUCAUCACUCAGGAAUAAGACCGCAGCUGUCACGGAUGUCAGGAUCAGGACCAUGAGUGAAGUCAUAACUGGCAUCAAAACAAUAAAAAUGAAUGCUUGGGAAGAGUCAUUUAUAGAUCUUAUUACCAGACUGAGAAGGAAGGAAAUUUCCAAGAUUCUGAAAAGUUCCUACCUUAGGGGCAUGAAUUUUGCAUCAUUUUUUGCUCUAAGCAAAAUCAUGAUUUUUGUCACCUUCAUCACCAAUGAGUUCCUUGACAACCGGAUCACAGCCAGCCAAGUGUUUGUGGUGGUGACGCUGAUCGAGGCUCUCCGGUUCUCGAGCACCCUCUACUUCCCCAUGGCUGUCGAGAAGGUGUCAGAGGCUGUCGUCAGCAUCCGAAGAAUCAAGAAUUUUCUAUUACUUGACGAGAUACCAGAGCUCCACCCUCAGCGGCCAUCGGAUGAUGAAAGGAUAGUGGACAUGCAAGAUUUCACUGCUUUUUGGGAUGAGGAAUUGGAAACCCCAACCCUACGAGGCCUUUCCUUUACUGUCAGACCUGGUGAACUGUUAGCUGUGGUCGGACCUGUGGGAGCAGGAAAGUCCUCACUGUUACGUGCUCUGCUGGGGGAGCUGCCCCCGAGGCAGGGGAAGGUCAGCGUGCAUGGGAGGAUCGCGUAUGUUUCUCAGCAGCCCUGGGUGUUUCCAGGAACUGUGAGGAGUAACAUUUUAUUUGGGAAGAAAUAUGAAAAAGACCGAUAUGAAAAAGUAAUAAGGGCUUGUGCUUUGGAAGAGGAUUUGCAGAAAUUGAACAGAGGAGAUCUAACUGUGACAGGAGAUGGAGGAACCCCACUGAGUGAAGGGCAGAAAGCCCGGGUCAGCCUUGCCAGAGCCGUGUAUCAGGAUGCAGACAUCUACCUCCUGGACGAUCCGCUCAGCACAGUGGACGCAGGAGUCAGCCGGCACUUGUUCGAACAGUGUGUUCGUCAGGCCUUGAAGGAUAAGAUCACAAUCUUAGUGACUCAUCAGAUGCAGUACCUCAAAGAUGCAAGUCAGAUUCUGAUACUGAAAGAUGGCAACACAGUGAAAAGGGGGACUUACUCUGAGUUCCUGAAAUCCAGGGUAGAUAUUUUUUCCCUUUUUGAAAAGGGGAAUAAACAGUCUGAACCAUCUCCAGUUCUAGAAACUUCCACUCUGGACUUAGAGUCUUUGGGUCUGUCUCUCCAGUCUCCCAGACACUCGUUGAAAGAUGCAGCUCCAGAGGACCAAGAUUCUGAGAAUAUACAGGUUACACUACCUCUGGAGGACCAUUUUGAAGGAAAAGUUGGUUUUAAGACCUAUGAGAAUUACUUCACAGCUGGUGCUGACUGGCCUGUCAUUAUCUUCCUUAUUCUAGUAAACAUCGCAGCUCAGGUUGCUUAUGUCCUGCAGGACUGGUGGCUUGCAUUGUGGGCGAAUGUACAAAGCAACCUAUAUGUUGGGACAUUAGGAAAGGAAGAUGUAGGUGUGAUAUUCAUUCUGAACUGGUACUUAGGAGUUUAUUCAGGGUUAACUGCAUCUACCAUUCUUUUUGGCAUCACAAGAUCUCUGUUAAUAUUUUACAUCCUUGUUAAUUCUUCACAAACUUUGCACAGGAGAAUGUUGGAGACCAUUUUGAAUGCUCCUGUAUUGUUCUUCAAUAGUAAUCCAAUAGGAAGAAUUUUAAAUCGUUUCUCAAAAGACAUUGGUCAAAUGGAUGACUUGCUGCCUUUGACAUUUCUUGAUUGCAUCCAGACAUUUCUGCUUGUGGUUGGUGUGGUGGGCGUGAUGGUGGCUGCAAUUCCUUGGACUGCUAUACCUGUGAUUCCCCUUGGCAUCAUUUUCUUUGCUCUCCAGUGGUAUUUCUUAAGGACGUCACGAGAUGUGAAACGCCUGGAAUGUACAACACGGAGCCCAGUGUUUUCCCACUUAGCAUCUUCUCUCCGGGGACUCUGUACCAUCCGGGCGUACAAAGCUGAACAGAAGUUUCAGGAAGUGUUCGACUCACACCAGGAUUUGCAUUCAGAGGCGUGGUUCCUGCUUUUGACGACGUCCCGAUGGCUUGCUGUGUAUCUGGAUGUCAUCUGUGCCAUCUUUGUCACUGUUGUUGCCUUUGGGGCCCUGAUUCUGGUAGAAACUUUAGAUCCCGGGCAGGUUGGCCUGGUCCUGUCUCUCACCAUCACACUCACGGGGAUGUUCCAGUUGUGUGUCAGGCAAAGUGCUAAAGUUGAGAAUAUGAUGAUUUCAGUAGAAAGAGUUAUUGAAUAUACAGACCUCAAGAAAGAAGUGCCCUGGGGACAUGUGUAUGUGCCACCAUCCUGGCCCCAUGAAGGGAGGAUUGUCUUUGAUAACGUUAACUUCAGGUACAACUCACAGGGGCCUCUGAUAUUGAAGGACCUGAGAGCACACAUUGGUUCAAGAGAAAAGCUUGGCAUUGUGGGAAGAACAGGAGCUGGAAAAAGUUCCCUCAUCACUGCACUUUUUAGAUUGUCAGAACCUGAAGGUGACAUUUGGAUUGAUGGGCUCUUGACAGCCAAUGUCGGACUUAACCGUUUACGGAAGGAAAUGUCAGUUGCACCUCAGGAAUCUAUUUUAUUCACUGGAACAAUGAGGGAAAAUCUGGAUCUCCAUAAUGAGCAUACGGAUGAGGAACUGUGGAAUGCCUUAGAAGAGGUACAACUUAAAGAAGCCAUUGAAGAUCUUCCUUAUAAAAUGGAUACUGAAUUAGUGGAAUUUGGAUCGAACUUGAGUGUUGGACAGAGACAAUUGGUGUGCCUUGCUAGGGCUAUUCUCAGGAAAAGUCAGAUAUUGAUUAUUGAUAAAGCCACAUCAAAUGUGGAUCCAAGUACUGAUAGAUUAAUACAAAAAAAGAUCCUUGAGAAAUUUGCCCAGUGCACUGUACUGAUCAUCGCACACAGAUUGAGCACCGUUAUUGACAGUGAAUCGAUCAUGGUUUUGGAUUCAGGGGAACUGAAAGAAUAUAGACGGACUUAUAAUUUGCUAAAAGAUGAACACAGCUCAUUUUCCAAGAUGGUGCAACAACUGGGCAUGACUGAAGCCACUGCCCUCACUGAAACAGCAAAACAUCACCUGUCAGGUUGA
Capra hircus (goat) is the source of this 4191-nucleotide messenger RNA. RefSeq names its product multidrug resistance-associated protein 4-like. The transcript has 31 exons. Gene Ontology annotation, molecular function: ATP binding; ATP hydrolysis activity; ABC-type transporter activity. Lineage: Eukaryota; Metazoa; Chordata; Mammalia; Artiodactyla; Bovidae. Gene Ontology annotation, biological process: transmembrane transport. Gene Ontology annotation, cellular component: plasma membrane. The coding region runs from base 1 to 4191 and encodes 1396 amino acids. The record is from RefSeq and is a predicted model, not a curated record.